Chelonoidis abingdonii (Abingdon island giant tortoise) is the source of this 3214-nucleotide messenger RNA. RefSeq names its product spleen associated tyrosine kinase (gene SYK). Lineage: Eukaryota; Metazoa; Chordata; Testudines; Testudinidae. Gene Ontology annotation, biological process: intracellular signal transduction; protein phosphorylation. Gene Ontology annotation, molecular function: non-membrane spanning protein tyrosine kinase activity; ATP binding. Gene Ontology annotation, cellular component: cytoplasm. The record is from RefSeq and is a predicted model, not a curated record.
GCUGGAACCGAGCCGGGACCCCCACAACAGGGCACAGCGGCUGCCGCCUCCGCGCUGCUCCUGGGCUGGGGGUGUCCCCCCGGGGGACCCGCCCUGCUGAGGUGUGGACGCUCCGGCAGCCUCGCCGUUGGGGGCUCAGCCGCAGCUUGCCCGCGGCCACCAGCCGCCUCGCUCAGCCGGGGAAGGGCGCCGCACCAGGUAGGUUUCCCUCCCCCAGGCCAGGAUCCCUGCGGAUUGACAGCCCGCGGCGCUCCCCGUUCGCAGUGCCUAGGUACAAAACAUUAGUCCUUGCUGAUCAAAAGGAAAAGCCAUGGCCACCAACAUGGCUAACAAUGCUAACCAUCUGGCCUACUUUUUUGGCAAUAUUACACGUGAAGAAGCAGAAGAUUACCUGCUGCAAGGAGGGCUGAGUGAUGGACUAUAUCUGUUGCGCCAGAGUCGAAACUACCUUGGUGGCUUUGCUUUGUCCCUGGCACAUGGAAGGAAGGUUCAUCACUACACAAUUGAAAGAGAGCUGAGUGGCUCUUAUGCCAUUGCAGGAGGGAAAUCACAUAUGAGUCCUGCUGAACUCAUUAACUAUCACUCAGAAGAAGCUGAUGGUCUUGUUUGUCUACUGAGGAGACCUUACAACCGGCCACCAGGUGUUGAGCCAAAAACAGGACCAUUUGAGGAUUUAAAAGAGAACCUUAUCAGGGAAUAUGUCAAACAAACUUGGAACCUACAGGGUAAUGCCCUCGAACAAGCUAUUAUUAGUCAAAAACCACAGCUAGAGAAGCUGAUUGCCACUACUGCCCAUGAGAAGAUGCCUUGGUUCCACGGGAAGAUCUCUAGGGAAGAAUCAGAGCACCGUGUUCUUUUAGGGACAAGGACCAACGGAAAAUUUUUAAUCAGGGAAAGGGACCACAAUGGAUCCUAUGCUCUCUGUCUGCUCAGUGAAGGAAAAGUACUGCAUUAUCGUAUUGACAGAGACAAGACAGGAAAGCUCUCUAUACCAGAUGGAAAAAAGUUUGACACCCUCUGGCAGUUAGUUGAGCAUUAUUCAUACAAACCAGAUGGGCUGCAAAGGGUCCUCACAAUUCCAUGUGCACGACUUGGCUCAGAAAAUGCUAACAUUAUUUUUGACACCCGUCCACCUCCACUUCCCGGAACCCAUCCUAAGACUUGGUCAACAGGUGGAAUUAUCUCAAGACUCAAAUCGUACACCUUUCCAAAGCCUGGCAGCAAAAAGUUUCAUCCAUCCAUUCCUCAUGAUGAUUCAGCAUCUUUUAAUCCUUAUGUGCUGCAGAGGACGAGAGCUCUAAUGGGAGCUGAACAAGGAGAUCAGAGGGAUGCUUUGCCCAUGGACACAGAAGUCUAUGAAAGUCCAUAUGCAGAUCCAGAGGAGAUAAAACCAAAAAAUGUCUCACUAGACAGAAAAAUGCUGUCUCUGGAAGAAGGAGAACUUGGCUCUGGUAACUUUGGUACUGUAAAGAAAGGGCUCUAUAUGAUGAAAAAGGGUGCCAAGCCAGUAGCUGUAAAAAUUCUUAAGAAUGAGAGUAAUGAUCCAGCCAUAAAGGAUGAAUUACUGAGAGAAGCCAACGUAAUGCAGCAACUGGAUAACCCAUACAUUGUCAGAAUGAUAGGCAUAUGUGAAGCUGAGUCCUGGAUGUUAGUGAUGGAGAUGGCGGAACUUGGACCAUUAAAUAAAUUUUUGCAGAAAAAUCGACAUGUCAAGGACAAGAAUAUAACAGAGCUGGUGCAUCAGGUUUCCAUGGGGAUGAAAUACUUGGAAGAAAACAAUUUUGUACACAGGGAUUUGGCUGCGAGAAAUGUGUUGCUAGUUACCCAACAUUAUGCCAAAAUUAGUGACUUUGGACUUUCCAAAGCUCUUGCUUCUGAUGAGAAUUAUUACAAGGCACAAAGUCAUGGGAAAUGGCCGGUCAAGUGGUAUGCUCCAGAAUGUAUGAACUUCUACAAAUUUUCUAGCAAGAGUGAUGUUUGGAGCUUUGGGGUUCUAAUGUGGGAAGCAUUUUCCUAUGGGCAAAAGCCAUAUAAGGGAAUGAAAGGAAGUGAAGUUGCCCAGAUGAUUGAAAGAGGAGAGCGAAUGGAAUCUCCUGAGGCUUGUCCAACUGAGAUCUAUGACUUGAUGAAACUGUGUUGGACAUACAAGGUUGAUGAGCGACCAGGAUUUUCUGCUGUUGAGCUCAGACUACGUAACUACUAUUAUGACAUUUCACAUUAACAAUGUGGAUACUAUGGACCUUAUGCACACUUUGGUCUGCUGCAAGCCCCCUUCUGAAAAUGAAAGCCAAAAGUUUUAGCUUUAGAAAACAUCAUGACUUCAGUUUGGUACUGCUGAAGCUCUUUAUGUUGUCUAAGUUCAAAGCAAAGCCCUUUAUAAUAGAUGCCUUUACUUGCUUUCAGUGCAAUUACGGCCCUUACAUAUCUUUUAAAAAAUAGACAUUGCUACACUUUGUGCAGCAAAGACAGCACAAUAGAUCUUUAGAAUUCUACUAAAUUAAGUUUGUUUUAUUUUACAUACAGCCUUCUUGUCUUUGGAGGGAGGGGUGUGUAUUGCAAAUUCUAUUUUCUCUCUUUCAUCUCUCCUCCUCUCAUGCCUAUAUUUGAAUGUAGAGCCAGCAUAAAAGCCUUGCUACUAAUUUUCUCACUACUGGUAUUUACCCUAAAAAUUGCUCAGAAGUUCCUAAGCUGAAAUCCUCUCAAAGUUAAAAAGCCUACACUCCCCUGCAGUAAUGCAAGUAGAAAGGAAACAGAAUUUGUAAAUCCCUGCCAUGUGGCAAGGAAGCAUCCAUUCCCCUCUGAAUUGUCCUCCUUCCCCCACCUCCACUCUUUCUAUUCAGGACUCCCCAGCUUGUCUAGGGGCAUAGUUAUAUAUGCAGGAGGAGUUCUUGGGGCAUACUCCAUUCUAGAAGAGGGGGUAACAAUGCCUCAGUUAAUGUUGCUCAGUAUUAAACUUAUUGUCUGUGCCUGCAUUAGCUGAGAGAGCAUUGGUUGGCCAAUGAAAGCAUUUUCUUUUCUGUCUUACCUUUGUCCUCUUCCUCCAAUGUCUUUUAACAGAUUUCCUAUGUUGUAUGCCAAACAGUCACCACCCUCUCUUUCAAAUACCUCCUUUUCCACAACGCCCAUCCAUCCAACUUCCACAGAUUCCAAGGCCAGAAGGGACCGUAGUGAUCAUCUAGUCAGAGCUCCAACACAGGCCAUACAACUUCCCCAA